AUGGCAUCGGUGGAUCGAUCAAGAACUCCAUGGUUGAUAUUUACAGGGCACAGACCAAUGUAUUCUAGCUGUGGAGGUGUUAGUGUUGAUCCAAGAUUUCUUCAACAAGUUGAACCCUUGCUAUUGACAAACAAGGUGGACUUGGUUUUGUUGGCACAUGUCCAUAACUAUGAAAGAACGUGUGCGGUGUAUGGAAACCAAUGUAAGGCAAUGCCAAAGAAAGGUGCAGAUGGGGUGGACACAUAUGACAACAAAGAUUAUAAAGCACCAGUUCAUGCAGUUAUUGGGAUGGCUGGAUUUAAACUAGACAAAUUCCCUCCCAAGGCUGCUACAUGGAGCAUAUCAAGAAUAACUGAAUUUGGAUAUACGAGAGUCCAUACAACAAAGACACAAUUAGAUUUUGAGUUUGUAAAUGCAUAUACGAAGAAGGUUGAAGACAGGUUUCGAAUCAUCAGAAGCUGAUAUUCAUGAAUAUGGGAUGAUGUUUGUUUAAAACUCAUUGAGUUUAUAUGAUCAUCACCCACCGUAAACGGACAUAUGAUGUUUAAAACUCAUUGAGAAUAAUAUGAUCAUCACCCACCGCAAACGCUGACCAGUUGAGUGUUUUGAUACAUGUAUUGUAAUUGUGUUAUAGGAACUAUAUAAGCUAAACACUUAAAAUAAGUGAGCACGCCAAAAAAUGAUUUUUUAAA
Messenger RNA from Helianthus annuus (common sunflower), 692 nucleotides. RefSeq names its product probable inactive purple acid phosphatase 24. Gene Ontology annotation, molecular function: hydrolase activity. The record is from RefSeq and is a predicted model, not a curated record. Bases 1 to 462 code for a protein of 153 amino acids. NCBI's taxonomy places the organism in Eukaryota, Viridiplantae, Streptophyta, Magnoliopsida, Asterales, Asteraceae. The transcript is spliced from 5 exons.